AUGGAGUACUUCGACUUCGAGGGGGCUUCAUCCGCCCAUGGCUCCAUUCAGCAAGAGGACGAUGUCGCUUCGGUCGAUAUUGAGCUCGAAGAGGCAGAUGAGCACGCGGCAAACUUUGACGCAAUCGCCCAUGAUCAACCUUUGGAGUUCCUCAAUGAUCCGGUACCGGAGCAACCGAUGCAGGCCGAGCAGCCCGUUGACCCCGAGGGAGGCUACCCCAUGUUCCGAGCCCAAGAACCGUGCGACUUUUGUCGUCGUGCAGGACUGGACUGUUUCCUCGCAAAGCGCGGCGCUUUGAAUUAUGGUUGCACCUGUUGCAUCUCUCUCUAUCGCGAGUGCAGUUUCACCCAUGCCAAAACAACUGGAAAAUUUCUUCAAACCUUACACAGUGUGUCCGAGAACGCAUAUGUUCCAACAGGAAGCUUAACGGGAAGAAAAGCCCUCAAGUCGGUCUCAUACAACGCAUACCCCGAUGAGUCCGAUUCUCGCUCCCGCAGUAGCAGCGCUCGAUUUUCACGCAAAGCGAUCAGUGUGCUGAAGGGCUGGCUGCGAGACCACAACGAAAAUCCUUAUCCCACAGAGCAGGAAAGGGAUGAAUUGAAACAAUAUACCGGCUUGAGUCGAACACAAAUCUCAAACUGGCUUGCCAACGCCAGGCGCCGCGGCAAAGUUCGUUCAUCUUCUGGCACCAGUUCUCCAGUCCCUCCCGUCCCGGGAGCCGUGGACAUCCCCCAGAAGCAAUCCGUCGACGUAUCCCUCAUGACCCCUCUCGAACGUUGGAAGUACUCUCCUCCUGAGAACGAACCCGCGACGAUCAGCGAUAUUAACCGUGCCUUGGCCAAUCCACCAUUCGAUCCCUCGCGCCCACGCCGGGCCCGAUCGGGUCACGUGAGGCCCCGUCGCCCUGGGUCCAGUACCAAUGAGUCAAGCCAUGCUAGCUCAGAACAUAAACUGCGUACCGCCUCGGCGAGUAGUUUGGAUACCAGUCGGUCAUCCAUUUCUGACCUCUCUUUUGCUUCUGCUUUCUCUCAUCGAUCCUCCCUGUCCUUUGGAUCAAUGGAACGUAAAGAACGUCGUCGGCGCCGCAAGCCCUCUGUUCCUGUCAACACAUUGGCUCACUCCAAGGCCAAGGCAAUAAAUGGACCUGUCCCCCAGGGCGGUAUAAUUGAAGAGAAUGGCAUACCUCAUUGUGUCUUCUGCUCGGCAGCUAACCCCGACGGUGAACAUCUAGAAACACAUAACUUCAUCAGUUGCCAGGAGAAGACACUGCAAGAGAGGACAUUCUACCGGAAGGAUCAUCUCAAUCAACACCUUCGCUUGAUGCACAACACCAAGUUCCAACCUUGCAUGGAGAAAUGGCAGAGCAGUAUCACAGACAUCAGAUCUCGAUGUGGCUUCUGUGCCUCCACCUUCCAGACCUGGAAAGAUCGGGUGGAUCACCUGGCUGGCCACUUCAAGAAUGGUGCCAGCAUGGCUCAAUGGCAAGGGGAUUGGGGCUUUGAUCCUGUGAUUCAAGCUCGUGUCGAGAAUGCCAUUCCGCCAUACAUGAUCGACUAUGAAUGGCGAUCUCCUGAUCCUUGGGCCACUGAGCAAGCCAAAGGAGGCGGAGAAGAUAGCUCGUCGCUCGGCCUUCCUGUCCCCACUGACAUCAAUUGCUACCGCCGACUUACUCGCGAACUCACCACAUACAUAUACGAACAAAAGGCCCAAGGCAUUGUUCCAUCCGAUCACAUGAUACAGACAGAGGCUCGCCGUGUCAUCUAUGGAUCUGACGAUUCGUGGAACCAAACCUGCGCCGACAAUGUUGUCUGGCUGGGUGUCUUGAAGCGCGAUUGUGGGUUGGAGACAGCAGUCAACAACGACGAGAUUCAAUUUUCAGAUCUGGGAAUGCAGCCACCAUUUGCUGUCACUGGUGGUUUGAGGGCUGCACCCCGAGACAUCAAUAUUCUCGCUAGGACAGUUACCCACGGUGCACCCCUUCAUAGCCCUGCGGUUUCGAGCCCUGGUUUCCGAAGCCCCGCUUUCCCUGGAACAGGCUUCUCAUCAGCAGGACCCAGCCGACCGGGGAGUCUUUCCGGGAGCUAUGCUGGUAGUGCAGGGAUAAUCUCAGCUGGUGCGGAUCCAUCUUUCUCCACAGAUUGGGCUAGCAGCCUUCCAACGACUGUUUCUGUCGGAGAGAGGCCAGCUGACCCUCUUGUUCAAAUGGGCUUUGACCCCGAGUUCCUCCAGCGAUUGAACGAUGGCUAUGACAAGAUAAACCCAGAUGACAUCGAGGGGCUACAAAUCGAUGGCGAGAGCCAAAAGGAGGUUCAAGCGCAACAUUGGUCAAACCCGAGCUUACUCCAUCAGCCAGUGGCUCAGCCUGCUGCAAGCGAAGUUUCUGCCUCAGAUCCAGUGUUUAUCUUCAAUUCCGAAGAGGGCCACCCCCCUGCAUCAAAUCCCGCCCAGAGUGACAUGCCUGGCCUCUUGAACAACACAGGCAACUUCUGA
Penicillium brevicompactum is the source of this 2490-nucleotide messenger RNA. Its product is annotated as putative homeobox and C2H2 transcription factor. The transcript has 2 exons. Lineage: Eukaryota; Fungi; Ascomycota; Eurotiomycetes; Eurotiales; Aspergillaceae. The record is from RefSeq and is a predicted model, not a curated record. Gene Ontology annotation, biological process: regulation of DNA-templated transcription. Bases 1 to 2490 code for a protein of 829 amino acids. Gene Ontology annotation, molecular function: DNA binding.